CUGAGCUACGAGACAGGAGAAACAGAGAGCAGCAGGCCUGCCAUCAGGGUGAUUUGCGCUGCUUAAGAAAGGCUGUAGAAAAAUGGGAAAAGUUUGUUCAGGUCCAGAGAGAAAAGAAAAGCAGGCUGGAAGAGGUUCAGAGUUGGCAUGAAGUUAAACUUCUAAAACACUCCUUUGUGGCCUGGAAGAAACACCACCUGCAGAUGUCUCAGAUCUAUGACAAUGCAGAGGAGCUUCACAAGCAGCACACUCAGUGUUUUCUCAGAGUGGCGCUUACUGAGUGGAGGGAAAAUGCAGAGCAGCGAGCAGAGAUCCGGCUCGAAGAGCAACAAGCACAGAAUCACUUCGAUCACUCCCUUCAGCUUAAGGUGUUUCAUACGUGGAGAGAAGCAACAACACUUGCGGUGUCAAAGCGCUUCCAGCAGAGGGAAGCACUAAGCAGGGCUCAGCAGUCUAUAAAUGAAAUGCGGUUGCUGCAAUUUUUCAGACGAUGGAGGAAUCGGACCAGGGAGGCUCGGAGGGAGAGGAUAAUCAUGGAAAAAGCCAGGAGACACCAUAACUCCAAACUCCUUUCUAAUGCGCUGAAAGCUUGGAAAGAGCAUCACUACCAGCACCAGAAGAAUAAGGUGAUGAAACGACAGGGACUGUUAUUGCUGAGAUUAAAAAUGUACCAGAUGUACUUUGAGCAGUGGAAAACAAAGCUGCAGCACAGACAGCGAGAGGCGAAGCAAACGGAGAGAGCACUCUGGCACUGGUCCCUCACACUUCAGGCCAAGGUGUUGUAUGGGUGGAGGAUUUGGGUCACAGAGCAGCGGAGAAAGCAAGAACAUGCUGCCAGAGCUGCACUGGUCUACAGAGACCAGCUGCUGAGGGAGGGGGUGACAUGCAUCCUCACAUAUGCCGUUCAUAUGAAUGAUCUCACAACAAACCUAACACAACACAGUCAACUAGAUCACAACACCUCCAGAGAGUUGUUAAACGUUGUGCUGCACGGUGGAAGCAGCGGGCACUGUGCAAACCCCGAAGAGAGCAAGAGACGAGAGGGCAGCCAGCAAAAAGAGUGUGAGCUUCUGUCUGAGCAGUGUUUCAUCUUCUGA
Maylandia zebra (zebra mbuna) is the source of this 1097-nucleotide messenger RNA. The record is from RefSeq and is a predicted model, not a curated record. Lineage: Eukaryota; Metazoa; Chordata; Actinopteri; Cichliformes; Cichlidae.